This is a messenger RNA of Coregonus sp. 'balchen', 26095 nucleotides long. Lineage: Eukaryota; Metazoa; Chordata; Actinopteri; Salmoniformes; Salmonidae. The record is from the annotation of a GenBank genome assembly.
CACUGAUUAACGACACUCAGUAUGAAUCAUGCGAGCGUACACGGUCGCUACUAGCGGAGUUUCACUGCACUCACGUCCAUUUAAGGGAUAUCCAAACGUCUACUCGCCAGUGUCGGUUCUCGUGGACAGAGCAUUUUGGGGAUUUCGGAGAGGUCGCUGGUGGUAGAGUUUUUGAACUGUAGAUCCGAGAGGACUUAUUUCACCCGGUGGCCGAUUUGAAUGACAAAGGAACGAACUGGGAGUCAGAAAGACGCGGGUUUGCAAGAUGGAAAAUCUAUCUCUUCUACUCCUGUUUUUAUCGAUUGGUAAGUUAUGUUUGAAAAAGGGUUGUCAAACGGUCUGAUAAUGUCGUCAAAAUAACGCGUGUGCUGUCGUUUAGUGGGAAAUAUUAGAUUGACAUGCACACGCGGGAGCGUUUUCACUUAAAAAAUCUGAUAAGAUUCUCCAUUGACAAGGCAAUUAGUCAAAUUAAUUUAAAGGCAACGUUAUCAACUGAUUUUCACUGAUCAUAGCUAUGUCUCUUCAAUUAAUUACACAAAUGACUGAGUUUUUCCAAAACGAACCUUUUUUAAUAUGUGAAUAGAUUUUCCCACGCCCAACUUCCUCGUUACCUGUAUGUUACCGUGGUUGGUCACAGGUGAGGGGGUGUGGCAAUUUUCCAUUUCAGCCCUUGGGAUAGCCUCAAAUCCCGGUCGAAACUUUGAAUCGUUCAAUCAAAGUAGUACGAGCGAGAUAAUUGAUGUCAUAAGAGGUCAUUAAUAAUUAAAUUAAAAGUUAAGAUGACAAGCUGUGACAACUGUCCAGUUAGAUGGAGGCUCCAUAACACGCCAUGAGUAGCCGUCCAAUUCGCAUAGAUCCCCCUUGAUCAGUUGACAAAAUUGAACUAAUGUAGUUGAACUUGAAAUGGAGCACUGUCCACCACUGAGGGACUUCUCUGUUAUUACAGUCAUCUUGGUUGUCAUAUUUAAAUGAUCAAGGCAGGGAGAUCCUUUUCGUUUAGUUGAUCAGACCCAUUUUAUUUCAUAACAGUGUGUCAGAUUGUGUAGGAUGGGGUGUGUGUUUCUGUCAAUCUGUCAAGGUAUACUUGGCGUCACUCAGGGCUUCCCUGUGCCAGUGUGUUUGUGUCAGCGGGUGAGCUUAAAUUUGUGUGGUACUGUGAGAUGAUAAAAUGUCUCCAGUUAACACGUCUCCAGCCUUCCUGGAGCAGGGGUGUGUGUGCCCGCCCUUCCCUAUGGCCUUAAAGGCGUCCGCAUGCUACCCAGCCGAAACUGUUCGGAAGAGUUAAUGCAUAUAUUAUUUACAUUUUACUCAUUUAGCAGACGCUCUUAUCCAGAGCGACUUACAGUUAGUGAGUGCAUAAAUAUAUAUAUAUUUUUCAUACUGGCCCCCCGUGGGAAUCGAACCCAAACGCCAUGCUCUAACUGGGCUACAUCCCUGCCGGCCAUUCCCUUCCCUACCGUGGACGACGCUGGGCCAAUUGUGAGCCGCCGCAUGGGUCUCCCGGUCACGGCCGGCUAUGUCAGAGCUUCGAACCAGGAUCUCUAGUGGCACAGCUAGCACUGCGAUGCAGUGCCUUAGACCACUGCGCAACUUUUGUUAGUUUUGGACUUUGGUAAGGUUUUUUUCGGUUGUUCAGGGGCAAAUUUUUUCUUGAGGCUAGCCAAAGUCUAUACCCCUUCGUCGGUGAUUGGUCAACAUUAGGGAUUCUUCAGUAAAGUCUUUGUCAUUCAACGAGAGAUUAAUCGUUUUCAUGCAAACAAUGUUAAUUGAGAAAUACUGCACCAAACGUUAGUUGUACAGUGAACAGAAAUAUAAACGCAAAAUGUAAAGUGAUGGUCCCAUGUUUCAUGAGCUGAAAUAAAAGAUCCCAGACAAAGAUCCCAAAUGCUAUUUCAUUCAAAUUUGGUGCACAAAUGUGUUUACAUCCCUGUUAGUGAGUGUUUCUCCUUUGCCAAGAUAAUCUAUCCACCUGACAGAUGUGGCAUAUCAAGAAGCUGAUUAAACAGCAUGAUCAUUACACAGGUGCACCUUGUGCUAGGGACAAUAAAAGGCCACUCUAAAAUGCACAGUUUUGUCACAACACAAAGCCACAGAUGUCUCAAUUUGAGGGAUCGUGCAAUUGGCUUGAUCCGAAAAUGUGGCCAAAUUGAGCUCCGCUCUGUACUGCAUUACGCCUCUCAAAUUUUGUAACAAUGCGGAGGGCUCUGUAUAACUCCGCAUUGACAUGAUUGGUUGACGGUAGGUGAAGUCAGGAGGUCCUGUAUAAACACAAACUGACUUCCUUUACACCUUCCUUCAAAACAGCUCUGCGUUGUUUGGCGAAGGCCAAGAAGUAUGAAUGCCCUGAAUUCUGCAGAGGCCGUAUCGCAGUAUAUUCUGCACGGCCAAUGCAGAUGGCGCAUUGACCAUGCAGCGCCUUUAAGCCACCUCCAAGGUCGAUUUAAGAGAAUUUGGCAGUACGUCCAACCGGCCUCACACUUCAGACUAUGUGUUUGGCAUCGUGUGGGCAAGCUUUUUGCUGACGUCAACGUUGUGAAGAGGGCCCCAUGGUGGGGUUAUGUUAUGGGCAGGCAUAAGCUACGGACAACGAAUACAAUUAAGUUUUAUCGAUGGCAAUUUGAAAGCACUGAGAUACUGUGAUGAGAUCCUGAGGCCCAUUGUCGCGCCAGUCAUCCUCCGCCAUCACCUCAUCUGUCAGCAUGAUAAUGCACAGCCCCAUGUUGCAAGGAUCUGUACGCAAUUCCUGGAAGCUGGAAAUGACCCAGUUCUUCCAUGGCCUGCAUACAGGUCACCCAUUGAGCAUGUUUGGGAUGCUCUGGAUCGACGUGUACGACAGCAUGUUAAAAGUUCCCGCCAAUAUCCAGCAACUUUGCACAGCCAUUGAAGAGGAUUGAGUCAACAUUCCAUAGGCCACAAUCAACAGCCUAAUCAACCCUAUGUGAAGGAGAUGUCGCACUGCAUGAGGCAAAUGGUGGUCACAUCAGAUACUGACUGGUUUUCUGAUUCACGCCAACAGAUUCAUAUCUGUAUUCCCAGUAAUUUGAAAUCCAUAGAUUAGGGCCUAAUUAAUUUAUUUUAAUUGACUGAUUUCCUUAUAUGAACUGUAACUCAGUAAAAUAAUUGAUUGUUGCAUUUAUAUUUUUGUUCAGUAUAAAAUUGCGCGACUAAGAUCUCCUCGGCAAAAACUUCAGAAUUUAUGACAGUUCUUGCGUUAUCUUAGACCCACUUCAAUUUGCUUACUGCCCCAACAGACGAUGCAAUCGCCAUCACACUGCACACUGCCCUAUCCCAUCUGGACAAGAGGAAUACCUAUGAAAGAAUGCUGUUCAUUGACUAUAGCUCAGCAUUCAACACCAUAGUACCCUCCAAGCUCAUCAUUAAGCUCGAGGCCCUGGGUCUGAACCCUGCCCUGUGCAACUGGGUCCUGGACUUCCUGACGGGCCGCCCCCAGGUGGUGAAGGUAGGAAACAUCUCCACUUCGCUGAUCCUCAACACUGGGGCCCCACAAGGGUGCAUGCUCAGCCCCCUCCUGUACUCCCUGUUCACCCAUCCCAUGACUGUGUGGCCAAGCACGCCUCCAACUCAAUCAUCAAGUUUGCGGACGACACAACAGUAGUAGGCUUGAUUACCAACACUGACGAGACCGCCUACAGGGAGGAGGUGAGGGCUCUGGGAGUGUGGUGCCAGGAAAAUAACCUCUCACUCAACAUCAACAAAACAAAGGAGAUGAUCAUGGACUUCAGGAAACAGCAGAGGGUGCACCCCCCUAUCCACAUUGACGGGACUGCAGUGGAGAAGGUGGAACGCUUCAAGUUCCUUGGCGUACACAUCACUGAAAACUGAAAUGGUCCACCCACGCAGACAGUGUGGUGAAGGCGCAACAGAGCCUCUUCAACCUCAGGAGGCUGAAGAUAUUUGCUUGGCACCUAAAACCCUCACAAACUUUUACAGAUGCACAAUUGAGAGCAUCCUGUCGGGCUGUAUCACCGCCUGGUACGGCAACUGCACCACCCGCAACCGCAGGGCUCUCCAGAGGGUGGUGCGGUCUGUCGAACGCAUUAUUGGGGGCAAACUACCUGCCCUCCAAGACACAUACAGCACCCGAUGUCACAGGAAGGCCAAAAAGAUAAUCAAGGACAUCAACCACCCGAGCCACUGCCUGUUCACCCCGCUAUCAUCCAGAAGGUGAGGUCAGUACAGGUGCAUCAAAGCUGGGACCGAGAGAAUGAAAAACAGCUUCUAUCUCAAGGCCAUCAGACUGUUAAAAAGCCAUCACUAGCACAUUGGAGGCUGCUGCAGCCUAUUGAAAUCACUGGCCACUUUAAUAAUGUUUACAUAUCUUGCACUACUCAUCUCAUAUGUAUAUACUGUAUUCUAUAAUAUUCUACUGUAUCUUAGUCCAUGCUGCUCUGUCAUUGCUUGUCCAUAUAUGUAUAUAUUCUUAAAUUCCAUUCCUUACUUAGAUGUGUGUGUAUUGGGUAUAUGUUGUGAAAUUGUUAGAUACAGUGCCUUGCAAAAGUAUUAAUUCCUUUUGGCGUUUUUCCUGUUUUGUUGCAUUACAACCUGUAAUUUAAAUGGAUUUUUAUUGGGAUUUCAUGUAAUGGACAUACACAAGAGUCCAAAUUGGUGAAAUGAAAAAAAUAACUUGUUAAAAAAAAUUCUAAAAAAUAAAUAAUGGAAAAGUGGUGCAUGCAUAUGUAGUCGCACCCUUUGCUAUGAAGCCCCUAAAUAAGAUCUGGUGCAACCAAUUACCUUCAGAAGUCACAUAUUUAGUUAGAUUGCACACAGGUGGACUUUAUUUAAGUGUCACAUGAUCUCAGUGUGUGUGUAUAUAUAUAUAAUCUGUUCUGAAAGGCCCCAGAGUCUGCAACACCACUAAGCAAGGGGCACCACCAAGCAAGCGGCACAAUGAAGACUAAGGAGCUCUCCAAACAGGUUAGGGACAAAGUUGUAGAGAAGUACAGAUCAGGGUUGGGUUAUAAAAAAAAUGGCAAACUUUGAACAUCCCACGGAGCACCAUUUAAAUCCAUUAUUUAAAAAAUUGAAAGAAUAUGGCACCACCACAAACCUGCCAAGAGAGGGCUGCCCACCAAAACUCACGGACCAGGCAAGGAGGGCAUUAAUCAGAGAAGCAACAAAGAGACCAAAGAUAACCCUGAAGGAACUGCAAAGCUCUGCAGUAGAGAUUGGAGUAUCUGUCCAUAGGACCACUUUAAGCCGUACACUCCACAGAGCUGGGCUUUACGGAAGAGUGGCCAGAAAAAAGUCAUUGUUUUUAAAGAAAAAAAUAAGCAAACACGUUUGGUGUUCGCCAAAAGGCAUGUGGGAGACUCCCCAAACAUAUGGAAGAAGGUACUCUGGUCAGAUGAAACAAAAAUUGAGCUUUUUGGCCAUCAAGGAAACGCUAUGUCUGGCGUAAACCCAACAUCUCAUCACCCCGAGCACACCAUCCCCACAGUGAAGCAUGGUGGUUGCAUCAUCAUGCUGUGGGGAUGUUUUUCAUCAGCAGGGACUGGGAAACUGGUCAGAAUUGAAGGAAUGAUGGAUGGCGCUAAAUACAGGGAAAUUCUUGAGGGAAACCUGUUUCAGUCUUCCAUAGAUUUGAGACUGGGACGGAGGUUCACCUUCCAGCAGGACAAUGACCCUAAGCAUACUGCUAAAGCAUCACUCGAGUGGUUUAAUGGGAAACGUCUUGGAAUGGCCUAGUCAAAGCCCAGACCUCAAUCCAAUUGAGAAUCUGUGGUAUGACUCAAAGAUUGCUGUACACCAGCGGAACCCUUCCAACUUGAAGGAGCUGAAGCAGUUUUGCCUUGAAGAAUGGGCAAUAAUCCCUGUGUCUAGAUGUGCCAAGCUUAUGAGACAUAUCCCCAAGAGACUUGCAGCUGUAAUUGCUGCAAGAGGAGGUUCUACAAAGUAUUGACUUGGGGGGUGAAUAGUUAUGCACGCUCAAGUUGUCUGUUUUGUGAUAUUUCUUGUUUGUUUCACAAGAAAAUAUAUUUAGCAUCUUCAAAGUGGUAGGCAUGUUGUGUAAAUCAAAUUUUACAAACCCCCCCAAAAAAUCCAUUUUAAUUCCAGGUUGUAAGGCAACAAAAUAGGAAAAAUGCCAAGUGGGGUGAAUACUUUCGCAAGCCACUGUAUUACUUGCUAGAUUUUACUGCACUGGCGGAGCUAGAAGCACAAUCCUUUCGCUACACCCGCAAUAACAUCUGCUAAACACGUGUAUGUGACAAAUAAAAUUGAUUUGACUAUUUUGAGGAAGUGUAUACCGGCUACGGUGUCUCAAAAUGGACAAACAGUACUUUUGCCGCUUUUGUUUUCAGUUUUUCAAGCAAAGGUCUUUUUAAGGGAGUAUGCGAGCACUCUCAUUCGGUUUGCCUAACUGAGUUUGGCUAGGCGCCAGCUGAACUGAAGCUAACUGACGCCUUUAGACCUAUAGCCUAAACCAGGGAUAUCAAACAUACGGCCCGCGGGGGGAUAUACGUGCACCUUCCCUAAACAGGGUUGAUGACGUACUGCUGCCCUAGCUCUCCAAAACCCUUCUGUAUAUAAGAGAACCUAUGAAAAUCCUAUCUUUCAUAUUGGCAUCAAAUAAUCUUCCAAAUAAAAGAAAUGCACUUACUUUAGCAGUUUUGCCCAGAUCCACAAGCUGUGUGUGCCUCCAGUUAACGAACUACACUUUCUCCCCAGUUAAGAUUCCAAACAGGUGUUCGGAGCAUGCUAGAUGGCUAAUUAGCACAGGUGGCCACAUAUGUCUUCUGUCUGUCUUCCGUAAACAAGUGAUGUAACAUGGAAAUAUGCCCACGUGGGAACACUAACCCUAUAAAGGUGUGUAGUAAUUUAACCAUUUUUUCACUGCAAUGAAAGAUGCGUUCCUUAUGUUUCCAAAACCGUACCGCAAGCAAUGUGUGUUAAUGUUAGAGCAAGUGUUGGGGCUCUGAACAACACUGCCCCGAUCAGAAGAUACUAUUGUCAAUUGGCGCUAAAGCAGUUAGCGUCUAUUAAUGGGGUACUACUGCCCAUUCUUCCAUUGUGUGUUUGUGUGUGAGCGAGCUUCCGAUAGCCUGCAUGAUUCCGUUUUGUAGAAUGAACACAGCAGGAAGACUGAUUGUUCCAAUGGACGUUCCGAUGCUGUAUGAUUCAGUUGGACGUUCUGAUGUUGUAUGAUUCAGUUGGACGUUCCGAUGCUGUAAAUCCAUCCUCUACUACUAGACCACCAGACCAGUUAAGUCUCUCCACCUUCCUCUCCUUAACUGGGCUGUCUCAUAUUGCCUGUUUACUCUGUGGCCCUAGAGACUGUUUGGAUAAGAGUGGCUUAAUAGUUGCGCGGUAAUAUUAGUCACUCCUAAGUGGUGUCCGACCAGUAUAAUAUCCCUUCUCUUAUGACGUAGGGUAAAUCAAAGGGAUGACAGCCACAGAACCAGAAUGUUCCAGCAGUGUUUAAUGGACCACCUUCAAACGUCUAUUUACCAGUUCCUUGAGUGUCCCACAAUGUUAGGACAGGAAAAAGGGUUAAGUUAUACUGCAUGUCAACAGGGCGUUUUGAAGUUAAAUGUAAAUCACUAAGGACCCAAACAAACGUCCAACUAAGGCACUGGUGUAGGAUCAUAUUGGAAUGCUGCCAACGUUACCAUUAGAAAUGGAGCAUUAUGGAAAUGUUCAGAGAAGGCUUUGCUCUUUGGUUGUUCCAGCUGGGAUGUAACGGGGACUAUUUCUGGGCUGUGGGGUUGUUCUUUUGAAAGCUGCUGGUGCAUCAGCACUUUGUUCUUACCAAAUGAGCUGACUUCUAUAUCAUAUUUCCUGAUACUGUUCCUUGGUGUGCGUGUGUUUGUGGUGUGUGUGGGUGAGGGAGCAUGUGUUGCUCCAUGCUGGCCAUGACACGUGCACACUCUUCCACUCAGCCUGUUCAGACAAGCCUGGUGUGUGCGUGCAUGUUUGCUGCUGUUCCCCUAUGCCCAUCCAAACAAGCCUGUACUUUAUGUGAGCUUUCUCUCUCUAGCUAGAGUAAGUGGUCUAGCCUGUUCCCUUCUCUAGCAAGACUGUCUCUCUGUACGGGUGCAUCUAAAUAGUCUGUAGUGGCUUCCUUUCCUCAACUCCUUUCCUUCAUCUACUCCAGUCUAAAAAGGUUACUUUCACCUGUUACUAUGUCAGUGGGACUGAAGGAAAGGAGACAAGGAGAGGAACCACUUUAGAUUGAUUCACCCAUUGAGUGCAGCGGCGUUAGGGUUUAGGUGUCUGUGGGCGAUUUGAUGAACACACACGCACACUCUGUGGGUUUGGAAUCAUAGAGAAAUCAAACCAAAGGUAGUAUCUAAGUGUAUAUUUAGCCUGCCCUAUGCUAAAAAUAUCCAAGUAUCUCAACUGUAUGCAUAUUGUUAAGCAGAGAGGCUUUCAAGAGGUUAGCUAAGGAAGUCUGAUGUGGUAAGAACGCUGUCGUGUGGGGGAUUCUGCAGAUUUUAUAUGUGUGUAUCUGUCGAUAACGUGUGUGUUCUCUCUAGGUGUAUCCCAUGCCAGGGUGGUGUCUGUGUCCCCUGGCCCUCUGCGCCGGGUGGAGGGCCAACCUGUCUCGCUACGCUGUGAUGUCACUGACUAUGAGGGGCCCAGGGAGCAGGAAUUUGAAUGGACCAUACAGCAGGGGGAGGCGGGGUCUAUCCAAGUAAUCUCCACCUUUGACCCAAACUUCUCGGACGUGUCGCUAAGCGACCGGGUGGCCAGUGGUGACCUGAGUAUGGUGCGGCUGGGGGACAGCGCGGUGGAGCUGAGGAUUCAGGAAGUGAGGUCAUCCGACAGCGCCACAUACCUCUGCAGUACAACCAGUACGGACUCUGUCAUCAGCGGGAACUACGAGGCAGGGGUGACGCUCAAAGGUGGGUCAGAGACGUGUGUGGGAGGGACUAAUAGACUGAGUGACUCAUUUAACCAUCAGAGAGUGGACUCACCGUAUAUAUACAUGUAGGAAAACUGUUUUAACUUCAAACUAGAUUACAGUCAGACCUUCAUUAUCAAAUCACAUUUUAUUGGUCACAUACACAUAUUUAGCUGAUGUUAUUGCGGGUGUAGCGAAAUGCUUGUGUUCCUAGCUCCAGCAGUGCUAGCUCCAAUUUAUAUUCUGACUGAGGUUGGCUGGAUUAGAAGGCCCGUACGGUAUAGCUGUGUGUGUGUGUUAGAUCAUGUUCUCCUUGCUGUGGUUGAGCCUAGUUGUGGUCAGUGUGGUCUAUUGAACUCGGCUCACAUCCCUUUCUUACACAUGACUCGCUCUCUUAAGCUAGUGUUUGUCAGGCCGCACAUAAUAAUAAUAAUAAUAAUAAUGUAUGUGCUUAUAUACUGUAUACACUACAGUAUACUUACAUGGACACAGCUGCACUUUCCUUAGAUGGACUGGUUCAGGAUCAGCUAUGUGAUUUUAACCUCAAUUAUCCUAGUCUGCUUUGGGGAGGAAAAACCUGUUCUUAGAUCUGCUGCUUUGGGGAAACACUAAUGAGAGGUGAUCAGGUGGUGAUUUCACCCAUGUUCGCACAUGUUCAGUCUUCCAACACACACACACACACACUUGGAGAGCAUAUGCCAGGUGGGUGUAUUCAUCUCAUGUCAAAUGGGGGUUGCUGGUUAUUUCUGUUGAGCUGACUGUCACCCUGUUAGGAACAGUCUGUCUGAAUAAGCUGAGGGAGAGAGGAAAAAUAGUUAGUGGUGAAUUGAGCUGAUGAGAGCUGGAACCGGUAGAUGGCUGAGAUUAUGCAAUCUGGUUGAUAUUGUGAAAUCUAAGUGCUCUUGAAAUAAUAGGUGAUUUUUAUGCUGCUUUUAGCCAUGAUAUAAAACAAUGUUUCAUUGUGGUCUAGUAUAGUUGAACAAGUGUUUGUCCCAUGUUUUCAAGAGCUGAACUACACGAUCCCAGACAUUUUCCUUGCGCUUAAAAAGCUUAUUUCUCUAAUUUUGUGCACAAAUCACUGUUAGUGAGCAUUUCUCCUUUGCCAAGAUAAUCCUGACAAGAUCCUGAGGCCCAUUGUCGUGCCAUUCAUCCGCUGCCAUCACCUCAUGUUUCAGCAUGAUAAUGCACUGCCCCAUGUCGCAAGGAUAUGUACACAAUUCCUGGAAGCUGAAAAUGUCCCAGUUCUUCCAUGGCCUGCAUACUCACCAGACAUGUCACCCACUAAGCAUGUUUGGAAUGCUCUGGAUCGACAUGUACGACAGUGUGUUCCAGUUCCCGCUAAUAUCCAGCAAUUUCGCACAGCCAUUGAGGAGUGGGACAAUAUUCCACAGGCCACAAUCAACAGCCUGAUCAACUCUAUGUGAAGGAGAUGUGUUGCGCUGCGUGAGGCAAAUGGAGGUCACACCAGAUACUGACUGGUUUUCUGAUCCACGGCCCUACUUUUUUUUAUUUUAUUGGUAUGUGACCAACAGAUGCAUAUCUGUAUUUCCAGUCAUGAAAUCCGUAGAUUAGAGCCUAAUGAAUUUAUUUCAAUUGACUGAUUUCCUUAUAUGAACUGUAACUCUGUAAACAUUUUGAAAUGGUUGCAUUUUAUAUUUUUGUUCAGUGUAGAAGAGAUGUGUUGUAUACACAGUCCAGUGAGAUCCAUUGGUGACGUAAAUUAGUUUAAUUUGGUAUGGAGAGUCACCUGUAUAGAGGCAGUCUCCUGACCUUUCCGAUGGGUGUGUCAAUGCAAAUAACAUUCUCCACCAACACUUUCAGUUUUGUAUGUGCUUGGCUCUCUUGUCUAUCGGAUUAUCUUUUCUUUCCGAUUUUAAAGUGGCCUUGACGCGCACGCGUGUGUGUACCCACACAACUCUAACACACACACAUUUUUACUUCCGUUCUGAACGCUGCUUCUGCUAUGACAACUAUUAAUGAUCAACUGAAUGGCUUUCAGCACGUUCAAGAUUAGUAAUGGCUUUCUGUUGUGCGAUGUUCACUUUCUCCAUACCCAAACACAUAGACAGGAACAUGUUUAGCUAGUUGGGGAAAGGAAUAUUUUGAACUAAUGUGUGACAGUGAUUUGGCAGCUCCAGGACACUAAGUCUAAUAUCAAAGACUUUGGUAGAAUGGCAGCUUACUGAGCUUUGAGUAAGAAGGUUUAUCAGAAUAUGAACACUUCAAAGCACUGUGUAUCUUUCUUGUUUAGAGGCUGGGAGUGAGGAAGAGGGUAAGAGAGGGAGGGUGAGCGGUAGGAGGGAGUGAGGAAGAGGGUAAGAGAGGGAGGGGGAGCGGGAGGAGGGAGUGAGGAAGACCGACAUUGCGAGAGAGGGACAGGCAGCCAUUGCCUGUCUCUCUCCCUCUCCUUCCCCCUCUCUCUUUAUAUCUCUGUUUAUUCAGCUGUGAUGGUCAGAGUAAACAGGGCUUCUCUCUCUGAUGUGAUUAUCAAAUCUAAACCCUCCUUACACACACAGUUGACAGCAGCACACCCCAUUACGCCCCUCACUGACAGCCUAAACCGUGUGUGUUUUUGUGCAUGGGGGGGGGGUUAGGAGAGAGUGACAGAUGAGGAAGAUUUUUCAUGGAUUAUAAAAGCAGUAAUGCCUCUUGGCGAUGAAGAAGGAGGAACAUGAUGACAUUUUGAUUUUGAGAUGUUGUGUUGGCUUACGGCAACAUCUGUUAACAUUCACUGCCACCAUGACAUUUCACAUGCAGUAAAAAAAACUCUUCGAUGUAGUGAAGCAGCAAAUUAACGAUACUAGCCCUGACUGUGUGUGUGUGUGUUAACUGUCUGUCCUUUCCCUACAGUCAUUGCUAACACCCUGAAGGUGGCCCCGGAGGCCCCAGAGCCUGUGGUCCCCGAGGGUGGUGACAUCACCCUCUCCUGCAACGUCACCCGCCACUUCACCGAUCCCACCUACCUGUCCGUCACCUGGUCGCUACGGAGACCAGGCAUCCCAUUGGUGGACAUCAUGACUGUUGGCCCAGAUGGGGGUGUAGUCACAGGAAGUGGCUCCGCCCAGCGCUACGCUGAAGGAGGGCUCCGAUUGGCUAGUCGCAGAGAUGGGGCGUUUGGAUUGGUUGUUGCCGGGGUGACACAGGCUGAUGCGGGGAUGUAUGUGUGCACGGGGAGGGAAUGGACUCACGAGGAAGGAGAUCAGUGGAAGAACAUUGUGGAGAAGACUGUGGAGAUGGGAGCUGUGGCAGUCACACCUACAGGUAAAGGGGAUGGGGUGUGUCUUGUAUGUACUUUAGAGUGAGAGACAUUCAGCCGAUCCUAAAUCAAUCCCCUUUGACCCUAACCCCUAGAUAUUUGCAGAUCUGUAUGGUCUGGAUUGGUAUAAGCACUGCAAUGGUGGAGCUUCCACCUUACAGAUGUGAAAAUAUCGAAAGGUUAGGACCUGCUGAGAAGAGAGAGGGGGAUCUGGGGGAUGGUAGAGUAGUUUCUAUGGUCCGUACUUUAUUUUAGCCUUGCAGCAUUUCUUUGUGUGUUGGAGAGGCUCUUGACCGAGAGAUCUAUCUCAGCCCCUCCCCCUGUCAGCCCUUUAUCCCUGGUUGUGUGAGGAACCCCCUGACACACACACACACACACACACACACACACAAUGGUUGCCUAGGGACACCAUAUACCCCUAACCCCUCUCCUGCAUGGUGAGUGAUUUAAAAUGGGGGUGAAGAACAGAGGGAGAAGCUCAGCAGGAAGACAACAUAGAGAGGCUGGGCCUUCCUUUACAUGUAUCUAAGUACAGACUAGUGUAGCCAAGCAGCCACUAUUGACUGUCUACUGAGACGCUAAAGUAAAGAGGAUUGGAGAAGUCUAACAGUGGCCUUUUGUCCUGCCUCUCUUGUCUAAACAUACAUAGUGAACUAUAGUGAAGUCAUCUCACCUACUACCAGAUAUCCCAUUGUCUCCUAUAGUAGCAGUAUCCAGGAUUUUAUUUGAUAAAUAUAAACCCCCUCAAAAGGGUUUAGAUUUAGCUUCAGUUCAGUCUCUGGAGUCAUGAGUCGUAUCAUGUUUUAAUGUGAUUUUCCUUGACUUUUCUUUUGAAUAGCUUUGAAACUCUUUCUGUUAACAUUAGCCUUAAUCUUUCUCUACGUAUGUUCACUUUUAAUUGUUACCCUUUUUAUACUUGACAUUUCGAGGGUUCUAGAGCUUUUAAUUUGACUUUUUAAUGAAUAGUAAUCCUUGAUCUUCUAUAUGUGGGUCUUUCAACUUCUCACUGUUCACUGUUGGAUCUUUUUGAUCUGGCUGGUUUUAAUCAAGUUUAUAUUACAUUUGAAUCUCUUCUACUUCUUGUCUUUUGUUCUGAAGAGGACUUGUAUCUCCAUAUCCAACUGUACUAGAAUGUUCUAUCUUUUCACCAUGUACUUAUACUUAUCCAACCGGUCCAGAUCUACAGUUGUCUAGCAGUUAGGAGCUAGGGGUUGUUUCCCUGUUUAUUGGUUCUAACAGCAUCCAUUUUGUCUUCUCCCUCCCCCUUCCAGCUCGUUCCCUGUCUGUCGUGGCCAAGUCCAACACCACGCUCAACAUGGACGACACCCUGACCCUCACCUGCCUGGUCGCGGCCGGCAACUUGGCCUCCCUGGCCCUGGAGGUCACCUGGCUUGUGGAUGGACGCACAGCGGUCAGCCUGGGCCGUGACGGGGUGGUCUCAAACGGGUCCCCCUCGGUGGGGCUGGAGCGGACGGGGCCAGGGGAGUUCAGGCUGGUGGUGAGGGGGGUAAAGGGGUCUGACGAGGGGAUGUACUCCUGUAGGGUCCGGGCCUGGGUCGGAAGAGGAGGAGGAUGGUACCAAGCUGCAGAGAAGACCUCCAACCCAGUACAGGUUCUAGUCACAAAGAUCAGUGAGUGGAAGUGCUGUUAAAUAUCGACUAUGUUUUUCAGGUCUUGAAAUGCAGUCCAACCAAGAUUACCAUAUCUAACAUACUAUUAAUAGCAUUGGCCUCUCACUAGGCUUACUUUGAACACACAUGCUUCACGGCGGCAGUAGAUCAGUGAUGCCUUGUACUACACAUCACACACACACACAUCACACGAACACACACACACGAACACACACAUCACACGAACACACACAGGCACCCGCAGAGUGAGCCUAUCCAUUAGUCAAGCCUUUUUUCUGACAUACCUGCCCCCACAGUGAAAAAGAUUGAUUAUUCAUGCCUGUUAAGGCCUAGCUAAGUCCUUUCUCUGGUUUCACACCCCGUUUCUUUCGGUCAUUCUCUCCCUCUCUCUUUUUUUUUCAUUUAACCAGGUAAGUCAGUUAAGUACAAAUUCUUAUUGACAUUGACAUCAUGGUCGCUCUGUGACCUAAGCAGUGGUGGUGUAGGGUGUAACUGUAUAUGUCCUGACCCGACAGGUUCAAGUGCCGGGUGUCACUCAUGCCAUCCAUCAGAGUGUGUGGGUGGUCGUGUAGGGACGUGGAUAGAGCUGGGUUGUAUUCAUUAGUGACCACCGUAGCGAAACAUUUUGCAAUGGAAAAGUUCAGGUAGUCUCUCCUAGAUUCCAGUUUGGUAUGGAUUAUCUUUAGACCAGUGGUUCUCAACUGGUUUUGCCUCGGGACCCGAAAUGAACCAGGUUGUCUCAGUUGCGACCAAAUAUUCGCAUCGCGAAAAAGAAUCGGCAAAAUACAAUCUGGAUUUUUAAAAAUGUUAUAUUGAUAGUAAAUGUAGCAAUUAAAUGACAAGGGAACAACAUUCCAACCUCUUUCAUUGUCAAUAAUUAAAUUGUACCUAUAUUCUUGAUGAAGAAUGUUAAUAAACUCACUGGUUUGAGACCUCAAAAUCAACCAAAAUAGUGUUGCUAAUAGCUCUAUAUUGAAAAUACUCUGAAUAUUUAUUUCUCCAGAGAUUUCUAUACACUUUCUACCUGGUUUAAGUUCAGACUGGAGUCUUUUAAAAAAUAUAUUUAAUCUGACACCCGCGACCCAUUUUUAAAACCUCCUGUGACCCAAAUUUGGGUUGCAACCCACCAGCUAAGAAUCGCUGCUUUAGACUACAUGUUGCAUUUGUGUGUGGAAAUGCCAUGGACGUCCAUUGGGUUAGCAUUAGCAUGAUAAUAAGCGACCCCACUGCUCCUAGUAUAUGAAGCCAUCUUAUAAUUCAGAUCUUGAGUGCUCCACACAGUAGCUGUGGGGUUAAAUCUGCUCUGGAACCAGUUCUGCCUUGUGCUGGUCUCUAGAGAGACAAACAUGACGCUCCUCUGACACACACCAAACGCUGUGCAGUAAAAACAGUCAUGGAGGAAAGGCAUGCGUAGCCCGUGGCCAGAGUGUAGGAGUUCCCCUCUAUUACCACAGAGCCCUAUACCAACACAGACUCACCAACCGUAUGUGUUGGAGGUUACUAGAUGUCUGUUUUCUGUCUGCCAUUGUUCAUGUUGAGAGGGCAGUGCCCUGGGUUAAGCCUAGUGGGAGAGGGUCCUAGGCAAGGCCAGACAUCAAUGGAAGAGGAACUGUGCCUAUGUAUGGAAUACACACAGAUGAACACAUACACUCACAUCCCCAUUCACACUCAAACCCAAGUCUCAUGACAUUCAGACCUACUACGCUGAGGAAAUGGUAGUAAAUGUAGUAGCACACUCUCUCUCCAGGAUACCUCCAACCACCAUAAACCUCUUUCUGUCCAACAGCAGAGGUGUACCAUAAUGGUAUACAGAGUUGAAGUCCUCUAAUCCCCUAUGGAGCUACAGAGGGAACUACCCUGUCCUUCUGUCAUUUUUGUUGUUGCUGUAUUUUACCCCCUUUCUCUCCCCAAUUUUGAUCUUGUCUCAUCGCUGCAACUCCCUAAUGGGCUCGGAAGGCGAAGGUCGAGUCAUACCUCCUCCGAAACAUGACCCGCUAAACCGCGCUUCUUAACACCCGCUCCCCUCAGCAGCCUCCUGUGACACAUACUUACUUCCUGAGCCAUACUUAAAGGUGCGCUAUGCAGAAGUCAUGGUUGCUAACAUUUCUAAUAGGUUGACUAAUUUCAGUUUGUGACAAAACAGGCAGUCAUUGUACCACCUAAACUGCUGUGAAAUACAAUUUCCAUAGGCAAAAAUCUUGUACAAAACCGAAAGUAAAAGAUGCAAAAACAAAAUGUAAGAAUGGGAAGCAUAGAAAUAGCACAGGUAUACCGCUUCUUAGAAUUGCUUUCAAUUAGGAUGACAGAUCAAUAACUCACAUUUCUAUGUGAAUUUGGUCAGGUCGCUCAAAAACGUACAUUACAGCUUUAAGUUUGUUAUUCUUCCUCCAUCCUACAAACCCCCCUGUGGUGAUAGUGCUGUGUCACCUGUCCCAUACAAUCACCCAGAGUAACCAUAGAGUUCAAUGGGUACUCUCCAGUGGAGGCUCUACGGGGGAGGAAGGGGAGGACCAUCCUCAGUGAAUUUUCAUAAAAAUAAACAUAGUUAAAAAUAGUUAAACAUUAAUGUUAUCCUUUUUUAGAUAAAACUAUGCAAAAUAUGUUUACCAAAUAAUUGAUUAAAACACAUUGUUUUGCAAUGAAGGUCUAUAGUAGCCUCAGCUGCACUCUGUAGGGUAGCACCAUGGUGUAGCCGGAGGACAGCUUGCUUCUGUCCUCCUCUGGGUACAUUGACUUCAAUACAAACCCUAGGAGGCUCAUGAUUCUCACCCCCUUCCAUAGACUUGCACAGUAAUUAUGACAACUUCCAGAGGACGUCCUCCAACCUAUCAGCGCUCUUGCAGCAUGAACUGACAUGUUGUCCACCCAAUCAAAAGAUCAGAGAAUGAAUCUAGUACUGAAAGCAUAAGCUACAUCUAGCUAGCACUGCAGUGCAUAAAAUGUGGUGAGUAGUUGACUCAAAGUGAGGGAGACAAUAGUUUAACAGUUUUUGAACAAAUUAAUUUAUUCCAAAAUUAAGGGAGAGGGAGAUGUAUUAUAUGCAGCUAGCUAGUUUAGCCUACUCAAACACCUGGCUCAAACAGAGAGGGAGGCUAUUUUAGCUAGCUGGCUAUGGCUAUCCAACACUGGAACUCUUCCAAGUCAAGGUAAGCUUUAGUUUUUAUUGAUUUAUUGCCACCAGGGUCCACUGGUGUAACUGCUAAACUGCUUUCUGACUGUACACUGUACUGCAUGAUUGUAGCAGGUUUACUAAAGCAUUAGUUCUAGUAGCUAUGUUGACUAUGACGUGACAACAAUGUAGGCUGUUUGUAGCGGUUAUCAUAUGAAGGUUUGGCUUGGAAAGUUUUUUUUCACCUGGUCACAUACAGCUGAUGUGUUGUGCACUAAGGUCCACAAGCGAAGGGAAAAGGUGAGUGUAGAUAGUUGCGAGAAGGAGGUGUGUGUGUGUGUAUACAACGAGCAAAGUGAUCAUGCUGUUUUUAUGUGGCUGCUAUGAAAGUGAAGUGUAUGCGUGUGAUCAGGGGUGUAUUCAUUCCGCUGAUUCUGUUGAAAAAUGUUUCUUAAACGGAAGCAAACGAAACGGGAUAAACAUACCUGAAUUUGUCCAAGAGAAACUUGCAUUUGCAACUGUUGGACUAAUGAUUACACCCUACAUCAACUAGAUGCAGGCAAGAGUGUGGAAGGUGGUAUUGAAUGUGUCACUGUCUGUCACCUUGAUUACUAAAAAUCUUCUCGACCUGUGCGCCUAUGUUAUACAUUUUAAUUCAUAGGCUAGGUUGUAGCAAGCUCAUGAUGGGUACAGGGAAAAUUAAGAGUAUCAUGUAGUAGCCUAAACCUGUCGAUGUUACAUUGAGCUGGGUGAAUGGAAUAUGAAUGACAGUUAUCCAAUAUGCUGGAAUAGAAAAUAAGGUGCCAUGCUCAUAAAUUAUCAUCCUCCCUCAUCAUAAAUGGCACCACUGGUUCUCUCACCAUAUAUUCUUCAUGUCUGGUGGUCCUCUGUAGCUCAAUUGGUAGAGCAUGGCGCUUGUAACGCCAGGGUAGUGGGUUCGAUCCCCGGGACCACCCAUACGUAAAAAUGUAUGCACACAUGACUGUAAGUCGCUUUGGAUAAAAGCGUCUGCUAAAUGGCAUAUUAUUAUUAUUAUUAUUAUUAUUAUUAUGUCUGACUCAGGCUUCAGAACGCUCAGUGGCUGCUUUCUGCUGAGGAAGAGGUAUGGGGGAAGCACGAAGGAGGGAGCGGAGGAAAAGAUGGUGUUGACCCGGUGGAGGAAUGCGCUCUGGGUCAUAUCUGGUUCACACACACACACACACACACACACACACACACGCUCAAACACCCCAGUGAAACCAGAGACCCCCCGAUGAAGGCCAGAGCUUCUUGGCAGUGGAGAGGGUCCUCAGAGAACAUACCAUGGAACAUGCAUACUCCCUUUUUUCUCUAUCUAUCUAUCCUCACUCCAGACAGAACACCUGCUUGCUCUGUCCAAAUAAUUACAUCUUCCCUUGGCGUUUUGAGUUGCACAGGGUGUGUGUGUGACACACUAACUAUAUUAGGUGUGUGUGCAGACACUUACGCUUGAGUGUGUUUAUUAUUUAUGGCACCAAUGUCUAACUAUUUUCAUGAAAUAUACAGAAUUUUGUUAGUUACAUCUGGUUUGUGUGGUAGUCAAGGUGAACUCAAGUACAUUAGUAAGUUAGCAAGCGUCUCUAGAGUUGAGAUUGUCAGGUAGUUCCUGUCUGUUAUAAACGGAUGGUAUCUCUAUGGUAACACGCCAGACCGCAUGAAAACAGCGCGGAACUCGACACACUCAAAUGUCACGUUCUGUGUCACGCUCUUUUAGCUCCUAGGGAAACAUGGUGGCUGAAGUAUAUUGUUCCCUUACUGUACGAGGUCAAAGUUCAACACAUUUUAUGUUCUUACCUGAACUUUGUCACAAUAGUACUAAGAUUGGAUGACCUAUUUCAGAGGCCAGACUGUGGUUACCGUUGACACUCUAGACCUGUGUUAACAGUGAGUCUCACACACACACCUCCCCAGAGAUAUCUGGCAGUUAACACUGCUUCAGCUUGCCUCUGCUCACACAACCCGAAGACCGGUCUGAUCCAAAUCAAUUUGCAAUCACAAACUGGUUUUAUCAGAGCUUUUAAUCAAUUGAAAUGUCCUCCCAAGUGUCUGUUUUUGUUUAGCGAAUGUGUUUGUGCUUGUAUUUAUUUUAUUUUAUAUAUGUCACACUCUUAACAAGGCAGGCAAAAAAGCACAACAUCCUGAAUGUGGAGUCUGUAGACCAGUGGUUGUCAACCCCUAUGCUGCUCUAGGCUAUACCCAAACUGUCUGUUUUCAAUACGGCCUUUCAAGUAAAUAAAACUUCCAUCCAGUCUAACCACAACCCAGCAGUAGUUCCAUAUAAUGACAUGCAUAUACAGGGCCUUCGGAAAGUGUUCAGACCCCUUGACUUUUUCUACAUUUUGGUACGUUACAGCCUUAUUCAAAAAUGUAUUAAAUCGUUUUUUUCCGCUCAUCAAUCUACAUGCAAUACCCCAUAAUGACAAAGCAAAAACAGGUUUGUACAAAUUUUUGAUAAUUUAUUAAAAAACUGAAAUCACAUUUACUUAAGUAUUCAGACCCUUUUACUUAGUACUUUGGCGCACCUUUGGCAGCGAUUACAGCCUUGUGUCUUCUUGGGUAUGACACUACAAGCUUGGCACACCUGUAUUUGCGGAGUUUCUCCCAUUCUUCUCUGCAGAUCCUCUCAAGCUCUGUCAGGUUAGAUGGGGAGUGUUGCUGCACAGCUAUUUUCAGGUCUCCAAAGAUUUUAGAUCGGGUUCAAGUCCGGGCUCUGUCUGGGCCACUCAAGGACAUUCUGAGACUUUUCCCGAAGUCACUCCUGCGUUGUCUUGGCUGUGUGCUUAGGGUUGUUGUCCUGUUGGAAGGUGAACGCUCUGGAGCAGGUUUUCAUCAAGGAUCUCUCUGUAUUUUGCUCCGUUCGUCUUUGCCUCGAUCCUGACUAGUCUCCCAGUCCCUGCCGCUGAAAAACAUCCCCACAGCAUGCUGCUGCCACCACCAUGCCUCACCGUAGGGAUGGUGCCAGGUUUCCUCCCAGAUGUGACGCAUGGCAUUCAGGCCAAAGAGUUCAAUCUUGGUUUCAUCAGACCAGAGAAUCUUGUUUCUCAUGGUCUGAGAGUCUUUAGGUGUCUUCCGUCUGGUCACUCUACCAUAAAGGCCUGAUUGGUGGAGUGCUGCAGAGAUGGUUGUCUUUCUGGAAGGUUCUCCCAUCUCCACAGAGGAACUCUGGAGCUCUGUCAGAGUGACCAUCGGGUUCUUGGUCUCCUCCCUGACCAAGGUCCUUCUCCCCCGAUUGCUCAGUUUGGCCGGUCGGCCAGCUCUAGGAAGAGUCUUGGUGGUUCCAAACUUCUUCCAUUUAAGAAUGAUGGAGGCCACUGUGUUCUUGGGACCUUCAAUGCUGCAGACAUUUUUUGGUACCCUUCCUCAGAUCUGUGCCUUUACACAAUCCUGUCUUGGCGCUCUACGGACAAUUCCUUCAACCUCAUGGCUUGGUUUUUGCUCUGACAUGCACUGUCAACAGUGGGACCUUAUAUAGACAGGUGUGUGCCUUUCCAAAUCAUGUCCAAUCAAUUGAAUUUACCACAGGUGGACUCCAAUGAAGUUGUAGAAACAUCUCAAGGAUGAUCAAUGGAAACGGGAUGUACCUGAGCUCAAUUUCAAGUCUCAUAGCAAAAGGUCUGAAUACUUAUGUAAGUAAGGUAUUUCUGUUAAAAAAAAAUUAUAAAUUUGCAAAAACGUCUUUGCUUUGUAAUUAUGGGGUUAUGUGUGUUGAUUGCUGUUGAUUAUUAUUUUUAAAUCCAUUUUAGAAUAAGGGCUGUAACAAAAUGUGGAAAAAGUGAAAGGGUCUGAAUACUUUCCGUAUGUAUUUCAUUUCAAAUUCUACAUCUCUAUGGUCCAUACCAACCAGUUGGGAACCACAGCCAGGCUAAUGGAAACCUAGUCGUGUUGUUGGGUUUUAAAAUGUGCAUUAGUGUUUUGUUUUGAGGGUCAUUACCACCUUUUAUCAGAGCUGAGUAGUGUUCUUCACUGCCUGGUGUCAGUUCUCUACUGGGUGGAGGAUAGAUCAGCUUUCUAUUCCCUUAACAAACGGGAACGGCCCUUAUCCUGUGUAUAAUGGCUCAGUUAAGCCGGUCUUGGGGAAGUAGGGGUUGGGUGUGUGGGAGGGUGGGUGUACUUGUGUGGGCACGUGUGUUUUGUAAGAAUGUUAUGUGUAUGUUUCGUUCUGUUUGUAGGCCAUUAGCGGGAAAUUUGAGUCGUUCUGCAGUGUGAGUCUUCCUUUGGUCUAUUAAUAAGCUACUGUGUGUGUCAGAGUGAUAGGAGGGGGAUGAGAGAGGAGCAAUGGGCACAUGGGUAAUUGGCUGGGAUUCUCUCCACCUCACAAAGGAAGUAAGGAGGAUUUUCACAGAUGAGCGUGUGAUGAUCCUCACAGCAGUGUAGCAGAUGGUGACAGUGCAUGAUUCAGCCCCUGUGACGUCCAAAUGACACGACAAACCCACGAACACACACACACUAAUCAAGAGCAAGGAAGGUAUGUGUGUGUUCACUGUUCAUUGGCGCGUAAAGGGCCAAUCUGUAGACUAGAGGUCUGACUGAGAUACCAGCUCCAUCACCUACAGAGACCCCACACACACUCCGCCACUGACGCUUAACACUGAUACACUGUGUGUGUGUAAGCCUCAGUCGUUUCACACUGAUCCACUGUGUGCCCGUGUGAGUGUUUGAGAAGUCAGAUUGCCCCAUUGCGCGCUCACACACUAAGAAUGGGGUUUCUAAAUCAUUUCACUAUUCGAAUAGUAUCAUUAAUUUUUGUUGGAUAUCUGGAUAUUCUAAAUACUUGUUAUUUGUAAAAUAUAUAUAUUUUAACAUACGUUUUUAACCUGAGCACUGCUGCGGGAGGGAGAGAGGCUGGUGCUCUAUUGCUCUGCGGAGAGGCUUGUGAGAUGGGCGCUAGCGAGACAAGUAGCCAAGGCAACGCGACUACAGCCAAGACUAGCUAACUUGUAGCAGCCACAAUUUAUUAUCCCAUAUAACAGUGCCUGUCUUGACUGGAGGAGCCUAGAGAAGCUAGCUAGCCAGCUUUAGCUAGCUAGGCUAUUUGAGGCCACAUGCUGCACUUUCUCCCCAACCCCAUUCAGAUAAAACAGGCGACCUGUUGGUUGCUCGUUGUAGCCUACACCUUCUCAUUUUUGUUAACUUUUAAUUCUGUAAUUUUAUUCCGUCUUUCAUUGCAUUAGUGAACUUUCACUCCACUUGCUACACACUGAGCCUCUUUGUCGUUUGAUUGGCCAACAUGAUAAACAAGCUACACAGGAGAAGGCUACUGGUCGGCUACCAGUAUUUAUUAAAUAUACAUGUAUAUCAUUAUUUUUAUGGGGCGCAUGUCAUAAAAUCUACGUUGAAGUUUGUUUAAUUAAAUUCAUAAUUUGAAAUGGUAUGUCCUUGUAUGUAACAAUGUCACAUGGAUAUUUUAAUUUCGAAACAUCCUUCUUAAAAACACUCUUUUUUUUUUUUAACAAAAAUGAAUACUCACAAGUAUUUGAAUACAAACGCACGUUCGGAUAUUUGAAUAACUGUGCACAUCCCUAACACACACCACACAUUGGAUUCACACCUACAGACAGGGAAAAGCUCUGCUCACCACUACCCCAGUGGAUGUGAAGUGGCUUCUAGAUGAGUCGUUCAUAACUAACUAAUCUGGCCCUAAGGUGGAUGUUAUUUUACCAUGUCCCUUUAUUGACAUUUAGUGUCUGUUUUAUUGAUGUUUCUCCUCUCUGUUCUUCUUUCCUCCCCUCCAUCUUCCUGUCCCUUCCUCCAGAGCCUAGUUUCGCCGUGACCCUUACCCCCUCGUCGACCCCGCAGGUCACAGGUGACCUCAUAGAGCUGGCGUGUCAUGUGACCAACAUCAUCCACCUCCUUGCAGGGGGCCGACUGGGCGUGGCCUGGGAGUACACACCACUUCCUGGUCCACCCGGCGACCGCCCGACAACCACACAGACCACCCUCCCCAUUGGUUCCCUGGAUGCCCACGGCAACCUGAAGUCUGGGACGCUGUACCGUGACAGGUUGGAGUCUGGUGCCAUCGUUCUGACCCGAGUAGAGCCGGAUACAUUCAAGCUCCGCUUCCUACGCACACAGGUGUGUGUGUACCUCAAGCACAAUCAUUUGUUAGACACAGAAGUUUGUAUUGAAGCUAGAGCCACUAACAAGGUGUGUGUGUGUGUGUGUGUGUGUCAUCAGGAGGUGGACAUGGGGGCGUAUGCAUGCAGUGUGACAGCAUGGAGUCCCUCUAGGCAGGGUGGAAUGGAGAAGGAAGCAGAGUACCUCACCCCCCCUCUCACCGUCCGAUGGGAAUCCAAACGUAAGUAGUGAUGACACUCAUUCUCUCGCUCUUCCUCUCCUCUCCUUCCUCCCUCCUUUUUUAUUUAUCUUUGACGAAACCACCUGAAUAUAGCAAUGUUAUUUAAUACAUUUGUCAUUCUGCUAUGCUAAUUUGUUUUCUCAUCACAUGUUUUCUUUGAUGUGUUUGAGGUAAUAAGUGACAUGUGUUCUGAAUGGGAGUCAAAGCUAGAGGAUGGAAAGCAUUCCCAUGUAAUCUUGGCUUCUUUCAUGUUGGCCGCUCAACAAACAUGGCAGUGGAUGUAGAGGUGCCACUGUAGGUCUGACAACAGGAAAGCCUAUACCAUGGCACACACACACACACACACACACACACACACACACACACACACACAGACGGAUCAUCAGUUUCUAACACACCAGCGAUGGCGUCAGUCAGUUUGGCGUGUGAGCGACAGCUAUGAGUCCUAGUUCCCACUGUUGAUUGAGUCUAAAUAGUUCUCAUUGAUAUAACUUCACAACAUUUGCCCUUCGGCUUCCAGAUUCUCACGAAAUAACCUUUUUACACAGACGCACACACGCACACACAUACUGAACUCUGUGAACCCCAUAAUGCUAAUUAGAUGAUGGUGAUCUAGUGUAAUAGCUACUGAAUAGCGAUGAGAUAUGAUCAGCAUAUACCGUAGGGAGUGUGUGUGUGUGUAUAUAUAAAAAUAAUUUAUAUAUAUAUAUAUAUAUAUAUAUAUAUAUAUAUAUAUAUAUAUAUAUAUAUAUAUAUAUAUAUAUAUAUAUAAUUAUUUUUUUCUUCUCUUUUGACUGUCUUCCUCUGUCCUCCCAGCAACUCUGGGAUUCCCCUUCUCUCUCUGUUCUUCUCUCAAUCGCUCUCUUCGUCUCUCACUCUCUCUGUCCGUCUCUGUCUGCAGAGCUCAGUCAGUGUCAUUGUCCAUUCAUGAAGUCCAGACUUUCCUACUGAUGGUCUGUCCACUCAGUCUCUGUGGUUACUACUGACUGCUGGUUGUUAGGGAACAGUAGCUGUGGUUACAGAGCGUCUGACUGUUUACUGUCUGUCUGUAGUCCUGGUUACUCACUAUCAAAUCAAUCAAUCAAAUGUUAUUUAUAAAGCCCUUUUUACAUCAGCAGAUGUCACAAAGUGCUAUACAGAAACCCAGCCUAAAACCCCAAACAGCAAGCAAUGCAGAUGUAGAAGCACGGUGGCUAGGGAAAACUCCCUAGAAAGGCAGGAACCUAGGAAGAAACUUAGAGGAACCAGGCUCUGAGGGGUGGCCAGUCCCCUUCUGGCUGUGCGGGGUAGAGAUUAUAACAGUACAUGGCCAUUAAGGCCAGAUUUUUCUCCAAGAUGUUUACUUACCACUCUGCUAGCCUCUAGCUUGAUGGCUUGCACUGCUUCCCUUGCCAUUACCUCGGUACCUGGCCCACACUAUCACCCAAAUCCCUGUUGCUCUCAUGGUCCUUGAUUUUGGUUGAGCUCCAGACAGCUUUUUUAAGUCAUAAGGAUGAACACUUUGAUUGACUCACUGAUUUAUUGAUUGACUGAUCUGUCUCCCUCCAGGUCCGUCUCUAACCGCCGUGGCGAAGCGUGUGCGUGAGGCGGCGGCGGGCGGAGCCACCUUUGAGAUGAGCUGUACCGUAUCCCAAGAGCACUUGCAGGACCCGGGCUACUCUGUGCUGGUGCAGACUCAGGAGAGCGUGGAUGCUGCCACCAGAACUGUCCUCUCUCUCAGUCCUGACUCUGUACUACAGCAUGGAGGGGCUACAGAUCCUAACCGCAGGUAGAGACACACACACUGUACUGAGCAGUAUGUAUCAUAAGAUGAAUUAAGUUGUGGUGUCAUUACUAGUGAGUUAUGUUGAAACUAAACUGGAUUCUGGCUCCCAGGGACAGCCUUGUUCUGACUAAGACGGGUCCGGCUGAGUUCUGCUUCCGUCUGGCCGGAGUGCAGCAGGCUGACCGGGGCUUCUACUGGUGUGACAUCACCACCUGGACCAAACAACCAGGCCAGGCCUGGACCAAAGCUGUCAGCGCCAAGUCCAACAAGGUCCAGAUCAACUUCCAGGAGACUGGUACGAGGAUGGAACACACACCCUGACCACCACUGAGUUACAUAGUCAUAUCUACUGUCUAUACCCACUAGUCUUUUACUGAAGGAUACACAUGAACUCAAAAUAUACUCUCACACAUUCCCUGCAUUGGCCUAGUUGGCUGUGUUUGAUCUUAGUGGUAGAGGGGUGUGAAUAGUUAUUGAAACCCCUACGACUGUCUCUGGGGAGGUAGACUCCUCGUGUUCUCUCUCUCUCUUUCUCUCUCACUGUGGAAAGACACACGCUCUCGCUUACAUUUACAUUUUAGUCAUUUAGCAGACGCUCUAAUACAGAGCGUCUUAGAGGAGCAAUUAGAGUUAAGUGCCUUGCUCAAGGGCACAUUGGCAGAUUCGAACCAGCAACCUUUCUGUUACUGGUCCAACGCUCCUAACCGCUAGGCCCUUCUUCCUCUCUGUGGGGUGGAAGCUUCAAAGUGGCAACCCAUAGCAAAUCUCUCCUGGACAAAUCAGUUAGAAGCCGCAAGGAUCCAUAUCACUGGCUCUCUUUGUGUGUGUGUGUGGGCGUGUUGGACAUGUGUUAGAGGAGACAGAGUUAUUUGGAUGAGCACCUUUGAAAGACCGGGUGAAGGACCAUGUUGGACUGUGUAUUAAAGGGUGUUAGGGGUGUAAGCACAGUGAAUGUAACCCCUGACCUCUAACCUGUGUGUGUUCCUUCCUGUAGGCCCCUCGUUCGCCGUGGCCAUCCGCUCUGACACCACCACUCUGUAUCCCUGGGAGACCGGCAAGUUGGUGUGUGCCCUGAGCGUCUCUGGAGCAUCCCCCAAGUCAGGUAGGAGACAUCACACACUCUCAUCAGGUGAUGGCUGGAUCACAACCUUCCAGUGU